CGAAAACAAACGGGAGAUAUCCAUCAAGAAGAUAUGGUGUGAGGCCGUGAGGCCAUCGUCUUUCGCUUACAGAAGAGAAUGAGCGUCAUCAGAAGCUUUUCGUCAUCCCCCGCCUCUGAACAGCAAGCACAGCAGGCAGGUGCUACCCGGUCCAUCUCGUCGCCGUCGGCCAGCGGCUCCCAGCCCCAGGAGCAGCGGUGGUGGCAGCGGGUGCUCUUCGGCUGCUCGUCCGUCACACUCCCUCACGACCGCUUCGAGGAGGCUGCCGUCAUCACCAGAGUCACGCCAGCCAUUGAGAGCAUCUUGGACCAACAGGUUGAUGAGGAUUGGGAAAUUGUCGACUUGGCCGUCCCCGCCGCAGCUGCUGUGGCAGAUGACGGCAUCAUCACCCGAGAUGGCGGUGUGGCCGGGUUUGGUGAGGUGGAGAGCAGCCACAGCACGACGCCCGUGAGGCGCGAGAAGAGCGGCAGGAAGGAGGGGACAUCGAGUGCGGACGAGGAGGGGGCGACGCUGCUGCUGCCUGCGAUAGUGAUGACGAGUGGGGACGGGGAGGAGUGUCCCAUAUGCGGUGAGGAGAGGGGUGAGUUGGUGUGGUUCGGCUGCUGCGAGAGGGUCAGUGGAGAUGUGGCCUAUCGGGCGUGCCACGAGUGUUUGGAGAGGCACAUCGAGGUGCAGCUCAAGGUGAGCAUCUCGUCAUGGGCAGACGGACAGACAGACAGACAGACAGACAAACGGACAGGCGCCCGUGUGUUCUGGUGUGUGUUAGGAUCUGUUCUUCCUUCCCAAGCUGAAGUGCAUCUGCGGUCAGUCCAACGGUCUGUCUUUCCUCGCCGUCAAGCCUUACAUAUCCAAGGACCUCCAGGCGCGCAUCCACGAGCUGGCACGACGCGCACUGACUUUCAGGUACGCCCUAGUGCGCGUGGGCUGACGAGACCGUUUCUCAUCAUGUGUCGUGUGUUGGUGUGUGUGCUGUCAGGUGUGCGUGUGACGAGACUGACAGUUUGUAUCAUGAGAGCGGCGGCAACACCGAUCGCAGGAGGGAGGUCAUGAGGAAGUGAGUCAAGAAGAUGAUUGUGUGUCUUCCGCCGUCACAGCCACGUGUGCACAUGUGUGUCUGUGCAUCACACAGGGUCGGCCGUGCGGUGCGAGCUCUGGGUGAGGGGGAGAGCAACAAACUCAAACAGGCAGCGUGGAAAUACCAGGUCACCACACCACAGCACACGCGCCUCACCAGCCACCGAAUACUCAUACACAUGCUCUCCCUUUUCCCACACCUGACUGCAGGCGUAUGCGACUGGUGCGCGUGAGUGUCUGAAUGAGGUGAUCGGGCUGUACGAGUCGGCGGAUGUGGCCGAUGAAGGGUCUGAGGGCGCCAAGAGGCUAAUCGAGGCCAUCGAGGAACCUGAGAGGAAGUGAGCAGACAGACAAUCAAACACACAGAUGUAUGUGUAUCUGCGUGUGGAUGCGUGGGCGGUCAUCAGGGUGUCGCUGCAUCUGCGCUUCUUGGCCACGUGGCCAAGAUUCGAGACGGAGUGCUGCGAGGACGUCAGUGGCCUAUAGCAAACGAGAGAAACACACCAUCAUGACGGUCAUCUAUAUGUAUUUUUUGUGUGUGUGCUCAUGCAGAUAUUCUGUUGGAGGUGUCAGAUGGCCCACGGGGACACCGAUGAGUGCGAUGCCAUGUACGAUGAGGACAACUUCCAACGGCUCUUUCAACAGGUCAGUUUUGACACUAUCAACAUCCACACACACACACACACACAUACACAAAGCGUACGCUCUGUCUGCAGGAAAUGUCUAUCGAGCCGAAGCACUGCCCAGAGUGCGGCAUCGCCGUCCUGCGGUCAGAGGGAUGCAACCAGGUGUGCAGUCACAUUUCUCGUCUGUCGCGCACACCCACAUCUGCAUCUCUGUGUGUGAUGGUGUGCAGAUGACGUGCGUGUGCGGCGCGUCGUUCUGCUACGUGUGUCUCACCACGAAGGGCGACUGCCACUGCGACUGACGACGGGGGCGUGAUUGUAUAGGCCUGCUUGUCUGUGGAGAUAUCUGUGUAUCGAUGUGUAUGUAUUAUUUGUGAACUUACUCUGCUGGGAUGAAUGGGUGCGGUCUUGACUGCUGGCCCGAGAGACUCACUCUGAGGUUGUUUUUCUUCUGGCUGUCGAUCGAUGCAUCAUGUCAUGUCUCUUCUGACGAUCUCAUUGCUUGUCGUCAUUCAUUCUUGCAUGGCGACAUGGCACGAAGGCGAGAGACGCAUAGACACAGACAGCCAAUCCUGUGCACUGUUUUCACCUAUCGCAAGCCAAUCGAUGAGCGCGUGAUGAGCUGUGACGUAUACAUACGUAUUUGUGCACACCUACACGUCAGUCAUGUCAUGUAUACCGUCCAUACACAUCUAUACACGUCUAUACGCAUCAACAACAGACACGAUUUGCUGUCUGCCUGUCUGUCUCUAUGCAUGUGUGGGUGUGGGUGUGGGUGUGGGUGUUUUUGUAAUCAAGCAAAGAUGUGUCUCCUCCCUCCCCAUUUGCUGUUUGGGUGUCCGGAGGUGCAGAGAACCUGCCCACCUGCCUGUCCGCCUCACUGUCUGUCUGUCUGUCUGUGUGUCUGUGUGUCUGUCUGUCUGUCUGUCUGUGUCUCCAUUCAUCUGGAUCUGCGUGUGUGUGCAUUCAUCUGCCUAUGUGUAUAAUCAUCAUGAUGUGUUUGUGUAUCAUAUGAUGCGAUUCACUCAUUUCACGUUCGUGUGUUUGCAUGAUGACAGGGUGUAUGCUGAAAUCUCUAUUUACACACAUAAUUCCGACAGACUCUUCACUUGCAUGGGUGUGUGUGCAUGUACUUGUGGCUGCUGUAUCAAUUGAUUGAAAUUGCGUUUCCG
This is a messenger RNA of Vitrella brassicaformis, 2872 nucleotides long. The record is from the annotation of a GenBank genome assembly. NCBI's taxonomy places the organism in Eukaryota, Vitrellaceae.